AUGGUAGAUUUUAACUCAGAAGAUGAGGCAAAUCAAGAGCUUCUUCAAAAACUCAAACAUCUUGAUGUUCGAGUUGAAACAGGAGAGAAUCCUGAAGGUGGUGGAGUUUUCAAAAAAGGCUCCUGGAAACUAGUCAAGUGGAAAUCUGCACUCAAUCAUAUUGGAUUAUUGAUCUCCCUGUCGAUCUAUUGCGGAGUGGGUGGUGUGAUAUUUCGACAAUUAGAACGACCAGCGGAAGUUGCAAGAGUGACACAUUUAAAAGAUGUAGUAAAGACACAAAGGGAACGAUUCAUUUGGGCGAUUCUCAACAACACAGAUAUGAGCAACCUCGAUCGGUUAGUCUCAUUUGAACUGGGGAAGUACGAAGAGGCAGUUCAGGAAGCUGCAGAAGGUGGUCUUCUAGUUGUUGCCGAUAAGGACUUCCCCCAACUCUACGAGAGAUGGAGUAUCCUGCAAGCUGUGUUCUUCUCUUCCACUGUCCUCACCACAAUCGGCUAUGGUAACAUAGUUCCGGUUACAACCGGAGGCCGGGUAUUUUGUAUUUGCUUUGCUUUGAUCGGCAUUCCAUUUACAUUAACUGUGAUAGCCGAUUGGGGUCGACUAUUUGCUACUGCCGUAUCAGUUUUAGGAAAAUAUUUACCAAAGAAACCAUCGAUAUCGAAUGUGAUAGGCAAGACGUGGUUUUACGCCAUUGCUGCUGUUUGUUUUCUAGGUGUGUAUUUGGCCAUUGGAGCUGGUCUUCUGUUGCUCUGGGAAGACGAUUGGACAUUUUUCGAAGGAUUCUACUUUUGUUUCAUCACAAUGACAACAAUAGGUUUUGGUGAUUUAGUUCCAAAAAAACCCAACUAUAUGCUAAUUUGCACGUUGUACAUAUUAAUUGGAUUAGCUUUAACAUCGACGAUAAUUGAAUUAGUUAGAAGACAAUAUGCUGAUAGUUGGGCCAAGAUACAGGAAUUAUCUGGACCAAUGGCGGAAACUCUUCGAAGACUGGGUGAAACAGCUGGCACAGGGCUAGAUUAUAUGGCAUUGCAACGUGUUCUGACGGUCUCAAUGCCAAAAUGGAAUUCUUCAAAAAAAUCCACACAAGAACAAGAAAUAGCAGCUCUAGAAGCUAUUACAAAUGCCAUUCUAAAAGAAGUUAAAGAAGCACAAAAUAAUAAACCAAAAGUUUUACAAAUUGUUAUAUACGAAACAUCAGUGUAGUUAGUAAUAAAUUUAGAUUUAAGUUUAGUAA
Molecule: messenger RNA, 1234 nt
Organism: Episyrphus balteatus (marmalade hoverfly)
Lineage: Eukaryota; Metazoa; Arthropoda; Insecta; Diptera; Syrphidae
Product: TWiK family of potassium channels protein 9
Exons: 8
Coding region: 1-1203 (400 amino acids)
Biological process (GO): potassium ion transmembrane transport; stabilization of membrane potential
Cellular component (GO): membrane
Molecular function (GO): potassium ion leak channel activity
Source: RefSeq, a predicted model, not a curated record